Scomber japonicus (chub mackerel) is the source of this 1325-nucleotide messenger RNA. RefSeq lists its product as uncharacterized. Bases 79 to 681 code for a protein of 200 amino acids. Lineage: Eukaryota; Metazoa; Chordata; Actinopteri; Scombriformes; Scombridae. The record is from RefSeq and is a predicted model, not a curated record. The transcript has 6 exons.
AGUUGACAUUCCCUCUGCCAGUCAUCACACACUGCCUCCUGGUCUUGCUGAGGUACAGUAUCCAUUUGACCUCUAAUCAUGUCUGCUCAGUUUUGUGUAGUUUUGCUGGCUCUCUUCUCUCUGACUGCUGCUGCUGAUCCAGACUGUGAAGAGCUGCUUAAACCUCUGGAGGAUCGAAGCCAGGUUUCUGGAAAAUGGAUAUACACUGUUGGAACAUCAACCAGUGAAGAGGUCCUGAGGGAACUUCAUAAAAUCACCAGCUCCUGGAUUGAAUAUAUACCCAUCCCUGGUAGUGAUGAAAUGACCCUAAGCUGGGCAGACAAAGUGGAUGGAAAAUGUAUUCGUGGGAGCGUCAAUACCACCUCCUCUGAAAACUCAACUACAAUUAUCUUUCACUAUAACGGCACCAAUUAUGAAUACGUUGGGAAGCACCUGAAGACCAGCACUGACUGUGUCCUUUCAACGGGCACAACUAAGUGGUCUGCCACCAACGGAGAAACAAAAACGUCUAGAGACCUCUACCUCUUCACAAAGGCUGGGAAGCUGGAUGAUGAUGAUCUGGAGGUUUUCAAGAAACAGGCUGCGUGCCUCAACUUUCCUGCGAAUUUCCACUUUGGCAUCACAGACCUGUGUCCUGAUGGGAAAGAGGCUGCCACUGAUGUAAAGGAAGGAGAACAAUAGAGUUAACACUCACCUACACCUCAAGACUAUCCUGAGACCUGAAGUUACACCAUGAGUCAAAUCUGUAUUCAAGUGAACUGUUGUUGGUGUAUUUUAGGUCCUGUUACCACUUGUAUGCAUCACAGAUGUCUUUAUAGAUGUAAGAAGAACACCUUCUGCAUCUUGCAGGAGGUUUAAAGUGAGACAAGACAGAUUACAGCUUUCUAAAUGGUUUUUUUCCCCACUAUAUUAUAAAAACAAAGAGCUACUCAGCCUGUUAAAGUCAUUUAUCAUAGUAGACACUUUUAUUUACAGCAGCUCCUUUUUUGUUGUGUUAAAGAAUGGAUUCACAUUUAAUACCAGAUUCAUAAAUCUCAAAGGAUACCAUCGGUCUUUUAUGCAUAUAACAUUUAGGAUUGUUGUUUGCAUGCUUGUGUUUUUGCAUAAAUGUAAUCUGUUUGCACUCACUGUCUUUUGGCAUUCAUAUUUUCCUCUAGUUGACACCAUAGAAGUAACUUCCAGAGAGCUUUUAGUGAUUUCUGCAAAACACUGGCCAACGAAAGCUGUAACAAAGUUUAAAAAGUUUUUUGUGGUUCAAAGCAACUGCUUUUGUGUGUUAGUAAAGUCAAAGAUAGGAGUACUGUGAGUAAAGCUGUGGACUGGCU